This is a messenger RNA of Bicyclus anynana (squinting bush brown), 2405 nucleotides long. RefSeq names its product paternally-expressed gene 3 protein. Lineage: Eukaryota; Metazoa; Arthropoda; Insecta; Lepidoptera; Nymphalidae. Bases 137 to 532 code for a protein of 131 amino acids. The transcript has 3 exons. The record is from RefSeq and is a predicted model, not a curated record.
GUUUUGGUUUUCCUUUUCCCUCCUUCAUUAGGUCGCCGGUGUUUGUGAAGUGAACAUUGUUAAACGUUGUGCGGAACACGUGCCGGAUUUUUAAAAAAUUCCAAUUUAAAGUAAUCACACAGCACCAAAUUUAACAAUGGCAGACGCAGCCGUCGAAAAGAAUGAUGCCGCACCCGAAGAAGUAACCUCCACUGAGGCGGCCAAAGAGUCCCCAGUAAAGAAGUCCCCCGCCAAAAAGGCUGCAGAGCCUGCAGCUGAACCUGCAGAGAGCAACGGCAAGGCAGAGAACGGCAGUGGAGAUGCACCUGAAGAGAAGGAUGAAGAGGAAGCGCCUGCGGAGAAUGGUGAUGCCGAAGAAGACAGUAAUGAUGCUGUUGAGAACGGAGAAGCGACAGAAAAGAAAGAAGCUGGAGUAAAGAGGAAAUCAGCGCCAGCGGAAAACAAUGGUGAUGCACCAGAAAAGACAACGCCAGAGAAGAAAGCGAAAGUAGCGGAGGAGGCCCCGCCCGCGGAGGAGGAGGCCGCCGCCUAAGUCCCCGCAGCCCCUCGGUCCACGGCACCGCACUCAUACAGUAGGGCCCAACUCCCGCUAACAUAUCCUAUAUACAUAUUCAAGCUGGGUUUAUAGGGCACUACACUGCAUAUAUUUAAAUGUCUGACAAUAGUUUUGGAGCUGAAGCCCUGUUUAUAUGUUUAUACACAUUUUAACAGACUUUACAUAGUAACAAUUUGAAUAUAAGUAAAAUGGUUCUGUACAGCCAAAACACAAGCAGCGUAUAAGUUGUCCUGUGAAUGUAGCCUUGCACAAUGCCAAAAGUCAUAGUUUUUAUACAUUGUUAACAUAUUUGUACUUUUAUUAUUAUAUUGGUGUCUCAAAAGGAAGUUUUAUUAUUGAUUUUGCUAACUUAACAACACAGUACAAUGAUUUUCUUGAUUUUUGAUAUGUAUGAGGGGCGUUCAAUAAUUACAUAUGAGUGAUAUUACUAACGAUGGGUAAUUUAAUUGUCUCAUUAGCUAAAGAAACUCAUUUCAGUAAAUUAUCUUCAUUAGUAUUCAAGAUAUUAUGCAAACACAACUAAUCAUAUCUAUGAUUGUGAUCAUGUGUUGAGAUUGAAUAUGAACUUUGUUUUGAGACACUGAAUAUUUACUAGAGUUGGGCCCGCUUGUGUGACCACACUAUGUUUAGGUUGUAUACAAAUGUAUUUUUACCUUACCUGUGAAGAAAGUACCUGUAAAGUGUAAAUUUUUUAUGUCAAUCUGUGAUGUGCGUUGCGGUGGACCGACUUAGCGUCGACCAUCCCACUGUUGUGCUGUUUGCGUAUCGGUUAUUCACCAGACUUAGGGCCUGGGCAUAUGUGGCUUUUUUUUAACGCGCAUUUAUGUGAGUUUGAAACUCCAUGCAUAUAAUGUCAAUCAGAUUGAUGUCUUACACAUUUUCCGACUGCCUUUUUGACACUUACUCAAGAUGUCACCUUUAAGUAAGGACUGUGCUAUCAUAUAUUUUUUUUUAAAUAUGUUCAAUGACGUGCGUUUGUAGUUCAUCUAAAAAGACGUCUGCACAGGCCCUUUGGAUUGAAUUGAUUGAAGGGAAAUUCUCGCAUUGGUCGAGCAAACUAUUCCGCCAGUAGGUACUGCCAAAGUAAUUCACGAUUUGUGAAAUCAAUUCACUAUCCGUUCUGUGAACGAUGCGAUUUAUAUGAACAGCUUCCGAGAAUACAAGAAUUUAAGAUAAAUAUAAGGAUUUAAUUAAUGUGUUUAGGUAAAUAAUUCAGUUGUAAUUUUAAGUUUAGUCGCACAUUUAUUUUACAUAGGCAUUAUUACUUAACCAUUUAAACAUUCCUUUGACUUGGGUUUUGGACUGCACUGUGAAUUUUUGUCUAUGGUAGUGUUAUAAAGGUUUCUGGAAAAUUGCACUGAUAGUGUUCAAAUGGUUCACAGUGCACCAGUAAUUUAAGAUAAUGAAAAUUAUAAAAGUUCAAAGUUGACAAAUAAGGUGAUAGUUCAUAAUAUGUAUUUGACAUACUUUUUACAUGUGCUAUUUUUUUUAAUUCUUAUGGGUCAUGUUUUUUAUUUCUGAUUUUUUUAAUUUAUUUGCUUCUCAUAAUAUUAUAUGUGAUGAUAGAUUACAAACUCGAAUGUAAGUAAUGUGGAUAGGAAGUAGGAAUUCUCAUUUUUAUUCAGCAAUAUUUGAAGAAAUGUUCCAAGUUGAGGAAUAGAUAAUAAUUUAUAUUAAUAAGAUUUUGACUAACUUUUUUCAGAUAAAUAUUUGACAGUUUUGAUUGUUCAGAUUUUCAAUGUAAUUCGGAAUUGCGUCUAAUAGUAGACUAGAAUGUACAGUUGACACUAACUUUUUGUGAAGUCAGUGUUUGUAAAAGGUUUUCUGGCAAUAAAUAGUCGAAUCGUAA